AGCCAUUUAUCGUAUGCAUUUCUGGUAACUUGCAUCACUGUGCAACUUUUUAUCUCCACAAUCACCGAGAAAUUCUGUGCAACUCGAUCGUUAAAACACUAAAAUAUGGCAGCGUGGACGGCGGCGGCGCGCCAAUCCGCAACUCUCUCUCGGCUCUCCGCUUACAAAUCAGUUAACAGUACGAGCCAAGGCGCCCUCCUUAUCCAGCGGCGCGGUCUGGCUGGCGGCGGUGACCAUCAUGGUCCUCCAAAGGUGAACUUUUGGCAGGACCCAAUGAGCCCAUCAAAAUGGAAAGAAGAGCAUUUCGUGAUCGUCUCUCUUACUGGUUGGGGUUUGGCUUUCUAUGGAGGUUAUAAGCUCUUCACAGGAGGAAAGAAAGAGAAGAAGGAAGAGAAAGUUGGCGAAUGAUCACACUGAUGUCGGGAUCGUGUCUAUUCACCUGAAAUAAAGUAGUUGCUAGGACUGUGUCAUCUCGUUCAGGCCAAUAUGAGGAUGUAAUUUGUUGUUUCCUAUCCAUUCCAUUCUGGCUUUGAACUUUGAGUUGUACAUGAAAUGUCGAACCAUUAACUAUGGGUUUUCUUUUCAUUAAGUGUUGGUCCAUUUAAUAACUUAGGUACCUAUGCUAUUGCGGUUUUCCUUCCACAAUACUUCAGUUUAUCCAUUUGCAGCAGGACCAUGAGUAUGUUAUAAAGACGGGCAGCACAGGAUUAUGUUCA
Molecule: messenger RNA, 716 nt
Organism: Nicotiana attenuata
Lineage: Eukaryota; Viridiplantae; Streptophyta; Magnoliopsida; Solanales; Solanaceae
Exons: 4
Coding region: 106-408 (100 amino acids)
Source: RefSeq, a predicted model, not a curated record